CCGUACCCAGUUGGAACCUAAGAGACAGUCGAAAGAAGCGGUCUGUGAUUUUAUGGUACCAAUCCAUUUCAGGCCUCAUGUGCGGCGCCAUCGCGAGAACCGAUGCUGUGGUCCCCUCAUCAUUACCCCAGGUCAGGUCAUUUUGAUUUCCUUACCUGGAGGCCAGCGGUUCUGGCGUCUUGGUGGCCUUGUGGUCGACAAGGUUUUUGACACAUAAUUUUCCCCGGAAAUGGCGCCGAGGGCUUGGGGCCGCUGCGCCUCGUCAGCCUAACCCCAGAAUUUAGAAAUGCGGUCGGAGCAUCGUGAGUUUCCAGGACGUAAUAGCAACGUUUAGUUCGGACGUGUGCAUGCGCUGGAGAAAGUCUCGGUCCGGGGAAUCACCACGCCCCCUCGAUUACCCCGGAUUCCGAUUUGAAAUGGGAAGGCCCGGCAGGGAGCUGUUCGAGGUUGGAAUUCAGGUCGCGAUGGCGAUUACAAUCUUGCGGUCAACCCAUUCUCGCAUCGCACAUGCCGCCCGUUGCAAUUCGGUGGGCAGCAUGGCGAUGGAACGAACCAGUUCAGGACCGCUGUCGCAGGGCUGCAACCACAAAGGCAUCAAAUCAGUCAUUAGUCGUGCAAGGUCGCUCAACACCAUCUUUCGUUUCUCCAAUAAACCCCGCGUUCCUUCGCCGUCCCAAUCCGAUGAUAGCCAUUUGUUUGUGCCCGGCCUCUGGAGGGGGAGGUCCUGGUGUUUCAGAGCUACGUUUUGGGCGUUUGUUUGUCUUGAUCUUCUCGCCAUCGGAAUAUGGGCUGGCGGUUAGGUGAAAGCUCCCAAUCUUGCGGCUGCCCAUUUGUUGCGGCAACAAGACCUGCAUACACAUGGCACCUUUGACUUUUCCACAUU
Messenger RNA from Emericellopsis atlantica, 883 nucleotides. RefSeq lists its product as uncharacterized. The record is from RefSeq and is a predicted model, not a curated record. The coding region runs from base 348 to 800 and encodes 150 amino acids. The transcript has 2 exons. NCBI's taxonomy places the organism in Eukaryota, Fungi, Ascomycota, Sordariomycetes, Hypocreales, Bionectriaceae.